AUUUAUAUUUAAAUAUUAAAUUAUUAAAAAAUUGCGUAAAAAACUUCAGUUAUUUGAUAUAAUCUUCUUUAUUUAUAUCUAAUUCGAUAUCAUAAAAUUAAAUUAAGUAUUAAAAUUUAAUUUUAUUAAUAAUUAUAUUUUAUUAUUUUUUUUAUUUUUUAUAUAAAAUUUAUAUUAUUAUAUAAUAAUAAUAUUAUAUAUAAUAUAUACAAUACUUAUUAUUUAUGAUAUGCAGAUAAUGAUUUUCGAUUUUAUGUAAAAAUUAUGAUAUUUAGUAAUGUUUAAUAAUUUAAUUGAAAUUCUAAAUUAAUAAAUAAUCUCUACUUAAUAUCUUCUGUAUUAUUGUAAAUAUUCAAUUAAAUAAUUAAUAGCAAAAAAGCAAUUAGAAGCAAUUAUUGAUAUGGAAACGAAUUUCACAAAUAUAAUACAAAUUAAAAUAUAUUAUUCAAACAUAAAAAUUUUGUAGAUUUCAAAGGUUACUAUUAACUUUUCUCAAUUUGUUUGUUCUUAUUUAUUGAAUUUGCAUAAAUUCAAUGUAAUAGCAUAAAUUUUCGUUUCUAACAUUUAAUUAAACAAAGUAUAACAAAAAUAACAUGGAAGAUGUCAAUGCAAAACGAAAUGCUAGAAGAAGACGAAUUUUAGAAAAUUCUGAAAAACGUUUAUUAAAAAUUACUGGCAAAGACGAUAAUAAAUCAAAAGCUCAAAUUAUUGUCAAAGAUAUACAAAAAGAAAUUUCAUCUUUACAUGUAAAUAAUGAAAUAUCAGGUAUUGACAAUACUUUUAAUUGGUCAAAAAAUUCAUCACCUUUAUUGUUAACAAAUCGUAUAAAUUAUAUAUUAUUAGCUGUUAUUGUUAACAUAUUACUAAUAUUGCAAUUGGAUCAUUUAUUUGGAAAGACAAUUACAAUACCAUAUUUUCCAAUUAUGUUGGGACGUUUAUAUAAUUAUAAAAAUACACGAGAAAUGCAAGAAAAUAAUCUUCUAUAUACUGCUUUGAUUUUAUGCAAUAUCAACCCUGAAUUAACUUAUAGAUUAAAAAAAUUAGUAACAAUAAGUCGUAUGAUACUUGGAGAUUUAGCUUUAUAUAUUUUUAGUUUUACAUUAAUACAUUAUGGAUUCUGUUAUUAUCUACAUAACACAGAUAUUCCUAUUACUUUAACUGUGUAAGUUAUAUAUGAACAUAUAUAAACAAAUUAUUUCAAUUUCCUUUAAAUCUUUUUAAAAUAUAAGUACAUCAUAUAUUUAAUUAAAUUUUUAUAGUAUAUAAUUAUAAUAACAAUAAACAAAAUAUAGAAUAUAAUUCAAUGAUAAAAUAAAA
Molecule: messenger RNA, 1317 nt
Organism: Apis cerana (Asiatic honeybee)
Lineage: Eukaryota; Metazoa; Arthropoda; Insecta; Hymenoptera; Apidae
Source: RefSeq, a predicted model, not a curated record